This is a messenger RNA of Cyclopterus lumpus (lumpfish), 2135 nucleotides long. It is a transcript of the gene znf207b, whose product is annotated as zinc finger protein 207, b. Gene Ontology annotation, cellular component: nucleus. The transcript is spliced from 10 exons. The coding region runs from base 145 to 1476 and encodes 443 amino acids. Lineage: Eukaryota; Metazoa; Chordata; Actinopteri; Perciformes; Cyclopteridae. The record is from RefSeq and is a predicted model, not a curated record.
GGGGAGAAGAAGUGGGGAGCGGUCUACAACUUCCUCCAGCGGAGCGCCAUUUUCGGCGUUGUUCCGGGACUACAGCAUGCUGUUAAACAGAUAAUAAGACCAGUAUAUAACGUUGCAAGACCCCUCUUUCAGUAUUCGCUCGAAAUGGGACGAAAGAAGAAGAAGCAGAUGAAGCCAUGGUGCUGGUACUGUAAUCGGGACUUUGAUGACGAAAAGAUCCUCAUCCAACAUCAGAAGGCAAAGCAUUUUAAAUGCCAUAUUUGCCACAAGAAGUUGUACACGGGCCCAGGCUUGGCUAUCCAUUGCAUGCAGGUCCACAAGGAAACGAUUGACAGUGUACCAAAUGCAAUUCCUGGAAGAGUAGACAUUGAGCUGGAAAUCUACGGCAUGGAGGGGAUUCCAGAAAAAGACAUGCAGGAAAGGAGACGGACAUUGGAACAGAAAUCACAAGAGAGUCAAAAGAAGAAGGCAAACAAUCAGGACGACUCUGAUGAUGACGAUGACGACGAUGAUGAAGCCGGACCAUCAGUUCAGCAGGUUCCUGCUGUCCAGCCCCAGGCAGGCUAUGCUACCCCAAUGGCCCAGCUUGGGAUGCCUGUGGCUGGCGGAGGUGUGAUGCACCAUGGAGGAUAUCCAGGAAUGCCUCCCAUGAUGCCUGGCGUUCCUCCCAUGAUGCACGGCAUGCCCCCCAACAUGCACGGAAUGCCACCCGGCAUGAUGCAAAUGGGUGGAAUGAUGCCUCCCAUGAUGCCAGGGAUGCCCGGUAUACCCCACGGAAUGCCGCCUCACAUGGCUCCAAGGCCAGGGAUGCCCCACAUGGUCCAAGCUGCUGCAGCCGGAGUGAUGCCCAGUCGACCGGCAGUACCAGUGGCCCAGCCCCCUGUCACCAAACCCCUCUUCCCCAGUGCAGCACAGGCCCAGCAGAGCACUUCAGGAGCUGCGGCUUCAAACUCCCACAGUGCAGCCGCGUCCUCCGACCCUCCCAAAGCAACAUUCCCCGCCUACACCCAGCCCUCUGCCUCUUCUUGCUCUUCCACUUCUGCUUCUUCUAACCCCUCUAGCAGCACUGUGGCCAAACCCCCGGCCACAGUCGCCACCAAACCUGCCACCCUCACCACCACGAGUGCAACUAGUAAGUUGAUCCAUCCUGAUGAGGAUAUCUCACUGGAGGAAUUGAGGGCCCAGUUGCCCCGUUACCAGCGACUCACACCCAGGCCGGGUCAGGCCCUUGUGGCUGCUCCCCCUGUGGUGGCAGUGGGCAGCAUAAUGCCCCCACAGCAAGGCAUGCCACCACAGCAGCCUGGCAUGAGGCAUCCCAUGCAUGGUCAGUAUGGCGCUCCUCCUCAGGGCAUGCCCAGCUACAUGGCCGGGGGGAUGCCUCCAUACGGGCAGGGUCCUCCUAUGGUGCCCUCUUACCAGGGAGGCCCUCCCAUGGGCAUGAGGCCGCCCGUCAUGUCUCCGGCUGGGCGCUACUGAUGAUGCAGCAAAGCAGCCACCACAUUAGGUUUGAGGUUAACACCUUUCUCUCAUCCUUCUGCUUUUUCAUCAAACCUAGCUGCAAGCAAAGAGCAGUAAGACCAGUGGUGGUGAAGACAAACAUUAUUUGUUAGAACUAACGGACAUUUAAUGUAACAUCUUUAUUGGGAAACAGCCAAACACCACACACGUUCCUGAAAGCUAUUUUGUUGUCGUCUGAUUUCAUGUGAGGAUAUAUAUAUAUAUAUUCCCCCCCCCCCCCCAUAGGUUUCACUCAGGUUUAUAGAAGUAAAGUGUGUUAAAAUGAUUCAUAUUUCUUUUGAAGCUGCUGGAGUUACAUGAACGUACCAACCCCUUACAAAGGCAAGUUUCUCUUGUAAACAUUUGAUUCUUUUUAUUUUGUUUAUUUUUAUUUUUGGUAGAUUUUAUUGAGGCCCUCACAGCACGCGUAGGUGCUGUUGGACUUGCGUCCCCAACCUUGGUUGGUGAGGGUCUCAGUGAUGAAAAUGAUUCCAACUACGUAGUGUUAAAAGAAAUUCACGACUCAUCAGCCUCUAGCUUUAUCCUUAUUUCAGGUUUGCUUUUAAUGUCCUGGUCAAGUAUGCAUCCUUUGUAAUGUUUUAUGAAUCUGUUGUAAUAAAAUUCAUCUUGAAAUUCAA